Nerophis lumbriciformis (worm pipefish) is the source of this 1595-nucleotide messenger RNA. Its product is annotated as Krueppel-like factor 11. NCBI's taxonomy places the organism in Eukaryota, Metazoa, Chordata, Actinopteri, Syngnathiformes, Syngnathidae. Gene Ontology annotation, molecular function: DNA-binding transcription factor activity, RNA polymerase II-specific; RNA polymerase II cis-regulatory region sequence-specific DNA binding. Gene Ontology annotation, biological process: regulation of transcription by RNA polymerase II. The record is from RefSeq and is a predicted model, not a curated record.
CUUUCUUGUUUUUUUUUUUGUCGUCGUCUUGUUUUUUUUUUUGGCGCCUGAGCUGAAGCUUGCCGCGAAACCUCGGCUGCUGUCCCGCGUCUAUCCUCCUCCGGUGGCACGCUCGGCUUCCCGCCAUGCUCAUCUCCCGCCAGGUGGCGCCCUCGUGCGUCCAGGACCUGGAAGCGGCCGAGGCGCUUGUCAGCAUGAGUUUCUGGGGUCAGCGGUCGCCUGAGCCCCGCCCACUGACGCCGAUGUCUGACUCGUGUGACUCGAUGGCUCCGCACUCGGAAAGCGGGGACUCGUCCAAGGACCUGGUGGCGCUGUCCUCACUGUGCAUGACGCCGCCUCAAAGUCCGAGCUUCGCCGAGGCCUGCUCCGCCCGCAGCGCCUCCAAAGAUGCCGUUGUGACUUCAACGCUUCCACUUGACGUGGCGGUGGCUGCCAGAGCGAUGGCGACCAGCGUCAUUCGCCACACGGCUGACAGUCUGAGUGCUCAGACGCUGCCGUUCCCUGCCCCUGUCCUGCCCACACAAAGUCCAGACAGUGAGCGCGGGAAGCAAGCACCGCCUCUUCUUCCCACAUCAGUAUCUUCCUCGCCGCACCCUGCGGCCUCACCUCUCCUGUGUCAGGUCUUCCCUCUCAGCGGGCGGCCGAGAUUGAUCUCGGCCUUGGUUCCAGGCGGCGCCCGGUCCAUCCUGUCUCAGCCAUUACUGGUGAGCUCGGCCUUGCCGGGUGCCGUCAUGUUAGUGGUGCCGCCCGUAUCGCACCCGCCGACGAGCCCCCAGACUGUCAUGACGCUGGGCAACACCAAGCUCCUCCCCCUGGCCCCCGCUCCCGUGUACGUGCCGUCAGGUGCCAGCGGGGUCGCUACGUUGGACUUCUCCCGCAGACGAAACUACAUGUGUGACUUCCCAGGAUGCAAGAAGACGUACUUCAAGAGCUCGCACCUCAAGGCUCACCUGCGCACGCACACAGGGGAGAAGCCGUUCAGUUGUCGCUGGGAAGGCUGCGACAAGAAGUUUGCUCGCUCCGACGAACUGUCUCGCCACCGCAGGACGCACACGGGCGAGAAGAAAUUUGUCUGCAGCGUGUGUGAGCGCCGCUUCAUGCGCAGCGACCACCUGACCAAACACACGCGCAGACACACCAGCGCAAAGAGGGCAACCUCCUGGCCCGUCGAGGUCAACAAAGGUCAAGACAGAGGCUCCGCCCUUUUGACUACAAACUAAAAGAUGGCGGUGUAGCCACUGGACACAAUCAGACCCGCCUCUUUUCUACUCUAAAAUGAGCGUUUACUUCCAAAGUCAACUUAUCACCUCUUAGCUUAGACAGGAUAACGUUAGCAUCAUUACACGCUAACUUUUCUACUUUCUGCUAACGGUAGCUCUUCCGCGAGCUAACGAAAGGACAAACUUACCAGUGUGCUACUGUUAGCUUGUCUAAUUGUUCAUUGAGGUCUUGUAACGAUAAAAAAAAAAACCCAACAACAAUCACUUUUCUCACCUCGCUCAGGAUUUUUUUAACAGCAACUUGUUGGAGGAUGACAAGAUGGCUGCUAUUUAUUCACGGACACAAACAAACAAUAAAGGUGUCAUUGCACUACA